Cydia pomonella (codling moth) is the source of this 1242-nucleotide messenger RNA. RefSeq lists its product as uncharacterized. The transcript has 4 exons. The coding region runs from base 27 to 323 and encodes 98 amino acids. Lineage: Eukaryota; Metazoa; Arthropoda; Insecta; Lepidoptera; Tortricidae. The record is from RefSeq and is a predicted model, not a curated record.
UUAUUUGAGCCACUUGUGCUGUAACUAUGUUGUUAAGAAGAGCUGUUACAAGUUUAAUAUUCAUCAGACUAGCUACAGUCUGGUGUCAUGUGGAGUUAGAAUCUGAAGACUAUUUUUUCCCUUUAGAGGCGACGCUGAACUACUGCAAGUUGGCAGACGAGUGUCACCACGACCGCGUGCCGGUGUGCGGGCAGGACGCCAGCGGCAACUUCAGGGCCUUCAGAGAUGACUGCGACCUCUAUGAGUACUGCUGCGAUGAGAAAAAACAAUUUCGUCACGUGGAAAUAGACAUCUGUGCCGGUGAUCCAGCGCUCUCGCGGUAGAACAGAGAUUUAACGAUUUUAUUUUAAACUAAAUAAAAUAAUCGUCCACCUUUUUGUACAGACUAAAAACGGUCAUGAACUUGAUUGUUAUAACGUUUUUUAGGGUUCCUUACCAAAAAGGUGCAAAUGGAACCCUUAUAGUGCGACUCUGUUCGUCCGUCCGUUUGUCUGUCACAUUUCUAAAUAUCUCGAGAAGUACGUAACCCAUCGAUUUGAAAUUUGGAAUAGUUAUGAACAACGCUAACCCCAACACAACAUAUAAAUUUUCCAGGAAAAAUAUAAUCACACUUCUUUAUUGAUAAAUUGUUUUUAAUGAUCAAAAGACAUUUUAUAUGCAAUUUAACCCCCUUUGCGGGUUUUUCUUAAAAUUACACUAAAAGCACCUACUCUCAAAUAAAACAAAAAUUGCUGAAAUCGGUUAACAUAAUAAAGAAUUAUCCCUGAAUCACCAACAUACAUGUUGCACAAAUUGGCCAAUUUGCCGAUAGAUGUCACUGUACAUAUUUGUGCUUAGUAUACUUCUGGUCAUAAAGUCAUUCGUGUUCAGAGUUACAUGAGAUAUAAUUGAAAGUUUGUACGGAAGCAUCGGUGCGCGAGUUAAACGAACUCGCACUUGACUCGUUUUUUAUAUUAAUUCAAGUCAUUAAAGGAAAAAUUAUAUCUGAAUUAUGUAGGCAAAACGGAUGAAGCUGAAGGCGUUUCCUGCAGUUAACGACGGCACCGCGAGGACAGCGCGAAGCUCGUUAGAAAAUGCGCACUCAAAGGAAAAUACCAUUACUUGAAUUAUGAGUAAUAAAUAGGAAUUUAUAAAACAUUAUUUAAAUUUUGUUUUAGUGAAAUAAAACAAGUAUGUGUCAUAAAUUUGUGUGCAAAAUAUUUAUGUAUAAUUAUAAAUAUUACGAGUAUGUUGGUUCCUUCC